Corythoichthys intestinalis (scribbled pipefish) is the source of this 2925-nucleotide messenger RNA. RefSeq names its product potassium inwardly rectifying channel subfamily J member 1a, tandem duplicate 1 (gene kcnj1a.1). NCBI's taxonomy places the organism in Eukaryota, Metazoa, Chordata, Actinopteri, Syngnathiformes, Syngnathidae. The record is from RefSeq and is a predicted model, not a curated record. The coding region runs from base 130 to 1251 and encodes 373 amino acids. Gene Ontology annotation, cellular component: plasma membrane. Gene Ontology annotation, molecular function: ATP-activated inward rectifier potassium channel activity. Gene Ontology annotation, biological process: regulation of monoatomic ion transmembrane transport; potassium ion import across plasma membrane. The transcript is spliced from 2 exons.
AGAAGACACACCUAUAAAACUCUGCCAUUCAACUGUGAAGAGGACUAAAGAGGAGGAGCAAGAGAUCAACACUUAGCUGGAUGUCCCUCAAACUACUUCACAUUAAUAGAGGUUGUGGACUUGCAGAAAAUGUUUGGACCUUUAGGCAAGCAUCUCCAAGAUUACCUGGCUGAGCGAAGGAGUCGUAGAACCAGGCUAGUGACAAAAGAUGGCCAUUGCAACAUUGAAUAUGGAAACAUCAAGUACAGUAAACACUUUGCUUUCCUGGCCGAUUUCUGGACCACAUUUGUGGAGAUCCGCUGGCGUUUUGUGCUCUUCUUCUUCAUUGCGUCUUUCACCCUGAGCUGGUUCAUUUUUGGCUUGCUGUGGUACUGGAUUGCCCGUAGUAACGGAGAUCUGACGUGGCAGUCGCCUCCAACGAACCACACGCCUUGUGUCGAUAAUGUUGACGGACUCACUACUGCAUUCCUGUACUCUCUUGAAACUCAAACAACCAUUGGGUACGGUGGCCGAGCCCUCACUCCUGUGUGCCCUGGAGCUGUCGCCCUUCUUGUUAUCCAGUCUCUCCUUGGAGCAAUUGUCAACUGUUUCAUGUGCGGAAUUAUAUUAUCCAAAAUUUCCUUGCCUAAAAAGAGAGCUAAGACCAUUUCAUUUAGUGACAUGGCAGUUAUCAGCCCAAAGAAUGGCACACUCUGCUUGUCAAUACGUGUUGCCAACCUUCGCAAGACCCUUAUGAUAGGAAGCCAAAUCUAUGGUAAAAUGCUCAGAACAACCAAUACAGCAGACGGCGAGACAAUCAUCAUGGAUCAAGUUAACAUUGACUUCAUGGUGGACGCUGGAAAGGACAACCUUUUUUUUGUGUGUCCGCUCACACUUUAUCACAUUAUUAACAAAAGCAGCCCAUUCUUUGAAAUGGCUGUAGACACAUUACACAAGCAAGAAUUUGAACUGGUUGUGUUCUUGGACGGUACAGCUGAGUCUACCAGCUCUUCAUGUCAGGUCCGAACCUCAUUUAUUCCUCAGGAGAUCAUGUGGGGCUAUAAUUUCCUGCCCAUCAUCUCACGUAGCAAAGAAGGUAAAUACAGGGUGGAUUUCUCCAACUUUUCCAAGGUGGUGCCUGUGGCCACUGCACACUGUGCCUACUGUUUCCACAACAUCAAGGGUCAUCACCACCAUUUCAAAGAUGGACUUGACAACCAGGGCUUUGAGGUGAUUGAUAUCCAUGAUCCUUCAAAUAUCACCAAGAUGUAAGACCAAAGAGACUGUGAAAAAGACCCUCUGGUAGAUGUCUUUUCAUCUCCCCCUUAAGUAACGUUUGAGAAACAAGCAUAUAAAUGUUAAAUGUUGAACAUAUCUUUUAUGCAUAUAAAACAAAAAACCUUAUGCAAAACGUUUGCCAUGUAAUUAGAAGGGCUUAGUUGAAAUUCUAGAGGGAAAAAAAAGGACGAAUACAGGUCCUCCUCUCAUAUAAGAAAUACUGUAUACCUCACAAUUGUGCUUACUGUGAAUGUAGGUGAAUCACUAAUUUAUUUCGGUCCCAGAACAUUGGGCUUUGUGAGCAUAGCAAAAGACUAUCCUGUGUAAGAACCUUACUUGACAUGGAUGAGAGGCAAUAUGUGUGGCUGUUUAAAUAAUUCAUGCCAGAAUAGUUUUGAUGCACAAAAAGACACUUGGAUUUGUAACAUUAGCCUUUGUUUAUCGAGUCCAGCACUGGUACUCGCACAAGUUUAAUGUGGAAUAUUUGAGUGGAACCUAGCGGGAGAACAAUGUUCUCAGGAAACACUUAAAUAUAUUGCUGCAUGCAGCCUGUACUAGAGAAGGAAGCAAAUUUGUAUUUGUAUGUUUUAUUUUUGUCUUUUUUUUGUAAUUUAUCUCAGGGGGGAAACAGCUGUAAUAAAAAUAUUUUGCACUCAAGACCGUGCUCUCCACCUAAAAUUAUUAUUACAUUGUAUUUCACUGCAAUCUGUCUGUCUGCCUGACUUCAGAUAUGAUGAAUCGAAUGGCCGUCAAACUUAGUGGUAAGGUGCAUCUUUGUCAGAGGAAGAUCAGCUUUGCAUUUUGGAUCAGGGAUUGAUGAAGAAAGAGAUGCCCAAAAUUAUGAUGAAUUAGAUACGAAUCAAAAUGUUAUAUAAAUUUAAAAAAUGAUGGGUUCCGGCGGUACAGUGGGUUAUUAUGGUGUUAAAUCAAGGCCAAAAGUUUUAUAAUCUGAAAAAAAAAAGAAACGAUUGAACAUUUUUUGGGGGAAACUGAAUGUUUAAGUUUUAUUCUUGAAUCUUUCAAAAGCGAAAUUUUUACUUUUUCCAAUUGAUAUUUUCAGGUUCAAACAUUUUUUUUUUCACUUUCAGAUCUUAUUUUUUCAGUUUCAAUUUUUUUUUUCACAUUCAAAUCUUGAAUCAAGUGUUAAACUUUUAGCCUUCCUGUUUUGAGUUUGCAUACUCGUCGCGCAUCCCGAAAACAUGCAUGCUAGGUGCUUGACCACUCCAAAUUAUCCGUAGGUGUCAUCAUUAGUGUGAAAGGUUGUUUGUCUCUAUGUGCCCUGGUUUUGGCUCGAACCAGUUCAAGGUGUACCGUGCCUAAUGCCUAUAGUUUGCUGGCACCCCUAUGACCCUCCUGAAGAUGGGCAGUACGGAAGAUAAAUGAAUGAUUGGUUGCUAAGUAAAAUAACAUAAUAACUCUGUGGUAGGCAUUGUGUAGGUGGCAUGCAAACAUCACGGCCCAAAUUUUGUCAUUUCUUUUCAGAUGCGAUAAGUGGUCAUGUUAUCUAAUUCACUGGCGUCUGGCUUGUAAACAUUAUUUCUGUGUGGCCAUAUUGCUGUGGGACUGAGCACUAGUACAAAUUAAUGAAAAAACAUCAUUGCAACACAAAGCUAGCUGAAUUUUCACCCAAACAAAGUGAAGUUGUGAAAAUAUACACACACAACUAUU